Drosophila busckii is the source of this 1167-nucleotide messenger RNA. It is a transcript of the gene Sec13, whose product is annotated as protein SEC13 homolog. Gene Ontology annotation, biological process: positive regulation of TOR signaling; COPII-coated vesicle budding; protein import into nucleus. NCBI's taxonomy places the organism in Eukaryota, Metazoa, Arthropoda, Insecta, Diptera, Drosophilidae. The coding region runs from base 81 to 1139 and encodes 352 amino acids. Gene Ontology annotation, molecular function: structural molecule activity; protein binding. Gene Ontology annotation, cellular component: nuclear pore outer ring; COPII vesicle coat. The record is from RefSeq and is a predicted model, not a curated record. The transcript has 2 exons.
CUUAUUCCACGUCAAACGUAUGCUAGCUGAAAAUAUAAUUUAAUUUUAAAACAAAAGUAAAAGAGCUAUUUACAGUCAAAAUGGUAAGUUUGCUACAAGAAAUUGAUACAGAGCAUGAGGAUAUGGUGCACCAUGCUGCACUGGACUUUUAUGGGCUGUUAUUGGCCACUUGCUCCUCUGAUGGGAGCGUCCGUAUUUUUCACUCGCGUAAAAACAAUAAUAAGGCGCUCGCGGAGCUAAAAGGGCACCAGGGGCCGGUAUGGCAAGUAGCAUGGGCACAUCCGAAGUUUGGGAACAUAUUGGCUUCGUGCUCGUAUGAUCGCAAAGUAAUUAUUUGGAAAUCAACUUCACCCAGAGAUUGGACUAAAUUAUAUGAAUACAGUAAUCAUGAUUCCUCAGUAAACUCAGUGGGGUUUGCUCCCGCAGAUUAUGGACUUGUGCUCGCAUGCGCCAGUUCAGAUGGUUCCGUUUCGGUGCUAACUUGCAACACUGAGUAUGGGGUUUGGGAUGCUAAGAAAAUACCAAAUGCACAUACCAUUGGUGUGAAUGCAAUUUCUUGGUGUCCGGCACAGGCUCCGGAUGCAGCUUUUGAUCAGCGUACCAGUAUACGAAAUGUGGCUGUGAAACGCUUGGUAAGCGGAGGUUGCGAUAAUCUUGUUAAGAUUUGGCGUGAAGAUAAUGAUCGCUGGGUUGAGGAACAACGACUCGAAGCACAUUCCGAUUGGGUGCGGGAUGUAGCUUGGGCACCAUCAAUUGGUCUGCCACGUUUGCAGAUUGCUACAGCGUCACAGGAUCGUCAUGUAAUCAUUUGGAGCAGCAAUUCUGACUUGUCGCAAUGGAAACCGAUUAUAUUGCACACGUUCGAUGAUGCUGUGUGGAGUAUUUCCUGGUCAACUACAGGAAAUAUAUUGGCUGUUACUGGGGGAGAUAACAAUGUAACCCUAUGGAAAGAGAACAGCGAGAGUCAAUGGAUCCGCAUAAAUUACGAGUCAGGUACUGCUCUUCAAGUUAAACAGCUUCAUCAUUUACAUCCACAACACCAGCAACAACAACCGCCACACCCGACUCAGUCAUCGGACUCUGAGCAAAGCUCGAACCUAUCGAAUUCGAACUUAUCAAACUCUCAACUUUCAAACUAAAUUAAUUGAUAUAAAAAUGUAUGUAAAA